UAAGAAUUCUGAAGGUUUUUUGUUUUUGUGUUUUGUUUUUUAAUAUAUAUUGAGUUGAGUUUCAAGCUUUACAGAUAUAUAGGAAUUCUCUAUUCAAGGUAGUGGAGGGUAAGAUAUUAGAUGGUAUUAGAAAACUUCUACCAGUGACAGUUUAGGAAUAACAAAAUGGGUCAGUUAUGUUGCUGCUUGCAAGUAGAUCAGGCAACAGUGGCCAUGACAGAGAGAUUUGGGCGGUUUCAGGACGUGCUGGAGCCAGGGUUGCACUGUGUGCCUUGGAUUUUUGGAACCCAAGUCAGUGGUCAUCUUUCCUUAAGAGUACAGCAACUGGAUGUCCGCUGUGAAACAAAGACCAAGGAUAAUGUUUUUGUGACUGUGGUGGCCUCUGUUCAAUACCGUGCCCUUGUGGAAAAGGCCAGUGAAGCUUUUUAUAAGCUAAGUGAUACAAGAGGACAAAUUCAGGCCUAUGUAUUUGAUGUUGUCCGUUCAACUGUUCCAAAGAUGAAUUUGGAUGAUGCCUUUGAGCAAAAGAGUGAGAUUGCUAAAGCUGUUGAAGAUGAACUUGAGAAGGCCAUGUCAAACUAUGGAUAUGAGAUAGUGCAAACACUUAUUGUAGAUAUAGAACCUGAUGUGCUUGUUAAGAGAGCAAUGAAUGAAAUAAAUGCAGCUGCAAGAAUGAGGGUGGCAACACAAGAAAAAGCAGAGGCAGAGAAAAUUUUACAAAUCAAAAGAGCAGAAGGAGAAGCAGAAUCAAAAUAUCUUUCAGGACUUGGAAUUGCUAGGCAAAGGCAAGCAAUUGUGGAUGGGCUGAGAGAGAGUGUACUUGCUUUUUCAGGGAAUGUGCCUGGCACAACUGCAAAGGAUGUGAUGGAUAUGGUGUUGGUGACACAGUAUUUUGACACAAUGAAAGAGAUUGGAGCAAAUUCCAAAUCUUCAGCUGUCUUCAUACCCCAUGGACCUGGUGCAGUUCGUGAUGUUGCUCAGCAGAUCAGAGAUGGAUUGCUUCAGGGAUCAUUUGCUCAUGAGUAAUUGUCCUCUUCUUCUGUCAAUAAAAGAGCCAUAAUAAUCAAGUUUGUGGACAUGAUAAAUAUUCUUUUGAGGAUUUCAAAAGCAUGGCUCCAAGCUUUCCUUAUUUUUAAUGUCAAUAUUUUUUUGGUGCCUUCUACAAUUAUUGAUUAUAUCAAUAUGUCAAUAGACAUAGCCUGUUUUAUAGAUUAUAUUGUUACUUCAUCUUGUAUCAUGAAAUGCCGAUUUUAGAAAAUUUGUAUAUCAUUUGUGACUUUACAUCCACUAUAUUUGGAGGCUAUGAAUGUUAUGAUUGUAUUGUGAAAUAUAUGAAGAAAUAAAUGUGUAAAAUUAUAGCU
Cryptomeria japonica (Japanese cedar) is the source of this 1361-nucleotide messenger RNA. Its product is annotated as hypersensitive-induced reaction 1 protein. The record is from RefSeq and is a predicted model, not a curated record. The coding region runs from base 166 to 1026 and encodes 286 amino acids. The transcript has 6 exons. NCBI's taxonomy places the organism in Eukaryota, Viridiplantae, Streptophyta, Pinopsida, Cupressales, Cupressaceae.